GCGUGAGGCCUCGUCGAGAUCUGGGGGGCUGUUUGCGGGGGCAGUCUCUGUGGUCAUCGGGAGUCGUGACGGAAGAAACGCUGGCCGGAGCUGAAGCAAGGUAACACAACUCUGUAACCUAGCCUGAUGGGAGCAAGAGGCCUGGAAGAGCUUUGGUUCGUGCUGAAAACAGCCAUGCUGGCGGCGAUUGAAGUUCGUGCCCGCCCUGCAGUACCUCCAAGACCGAAGAAACUCAGCAGACGGACGAUUCCAGCAGCAUCAAGUACAGCAUUGACGGUACAAGACGCCACCGGAGAUCAUCCCACAUACCCAGUCCGGGGAGCCAAUGAGCCCGCGGCUGAUUAUCGUGGGCGACUACUGGCAUUUUCAGAGGCUGUAGCUGCCGUCGAGGCCCGGAAAGAGUUAGCAGAGGCAGAACGUCAGCGGCUAGCCAAUGAAGCGGCAGCCGAAGCUCAGCGAACGACUGAGACUGACGCAGCGACACGAGACAGACGGAAUGCCAGCAGCACGGAGUCCUUGAUUGCUUGUGAGCAUCAGUGGACGACGGUACUCCAAGACAUGAUCUUUGUACCUACAGAAGCGCAGGCAGACCCGACACCGGCGGAGGCAGAGAGAAGUAACCUGGCUAACUUGCUGUUGGGCAUGAUGAGAGGUAUUAUGUGGAAUAAUACACUGCUGCAGUCACAUCUGCGCGCGGACGUAACGCAGCGACAAACAUACAAGAAUGAUAUGACUACGUUAACCACUGCCAUCCGCACAGAGGCAAUGCAGCAGCAGCAACAACAUCAACUGUUGAAUUCCACUGUCACACGCAUCAGCAGCAUAGAGGCUAACGCCUCAGCAGCGCCAGGCUGCACGACAGACGUGACGAAGCAACUCAAUGAGCGCAUCGAUCACGUCGUCACCAUCAUCAGCGACAUAAGUACGUUCACUGGACCAGACUCGAUCAGCAGCACGGUGGCCGCCAUCAAGACGGACCUCACCAAACUACAGACGAGACCGGAAGCAGCUACAAAGACRUUCAAGAUGCCGCACUUCGACAUCARCAAGUUCGACGACUACAACAAGUCGRACGCCUUGUCAUGGUGGCAACGCUUCCUCACGGAAGCAUCAUGCCGCAUGGUCCCGGCGGAYGACAUGUUGAAGGCAMUAUAUCURCAGCUGAUUGGAGGAGAGCAGGGAUGGAUGAACCACCUAGCGGCUACACACAAGUGCACUAUCGCCGAACUCCACACGCACAUUACGUGGAAGGAGUUCGAGCAGCUAUGGUUCACCCAGUUCAUGGUCCGCAACGUUGUGAAGGCGGCCAUGAAUGAGGUGUACACAUGCUCUCAAGGGAACAUACCGACUCGAGACUGGACAACGAAGUGGCAAAAGAUAGUGAUCACAACAGGUUUCGAUUUGACAUUUCCAAAUCAACGAUCGGAGUUCUUCUCGCGAUCGUGCGCGGGAUUGCGGUCGGCACUCGGUAAUGAGUACGACUAUACCACAUUCCAGACCAUUCUCGAUCGAGCGAACUUGGUCAUCCAAACGGACGACAAGGCCGCUAACGAGAGACAAUCCCAGCCGCACUAUUCCUCAGGAACGGGAAGUGUGUCCGAUGCACGCGACUCCCAGUUUCUUCCAUCACUUGUGAACGUGUAUGCCAGCGUCUGUGAGAUUGAUGACGUGGCAUUCAAGGCGCCAAAGGCAGAUUUGACGCAACCACGUUUACCUGUCUUAGGCAAUAACAAGCUGCUAAUUGKUUUAKAACAGCAACCCGAGACGUGGUACCGAKGCCGCUCCGGGAACUCAUGCCCUUACAUCUCCCGUGCAAGUACCUUUYACUGUCCGUCGCAUUGCACUUCGGCUGGGCACGCGCUGUGCAGCGUCGUUGGAGGUACGGGGAGUGCUUGGUACUUUUGCUACUAUGAUAACUCCGGUAGAUCUGUCUUCUGCAGUCACAUCUCUCGACUUCAGAAUUUCAGCUGUCCAAAACACGGGUCUUCUUAUGGAAAAGGGACUUGUCAGGUGGUACAAGUGGAAGCAAACGGGACAGGCACAUCUGACGCAGGRUUUGUUAAAGAGAACUUGACAUUCAUGAUAACGGACGAUCUGCAGAUUUUCAAAUCGUCGACGAUCCGCAGCAUCCAGUUGCUAAAUGAGAUGAGGAUGACGAACAUGGGAGACUUAGCAGGAGUUCGAAUCAGUUUGGCAAAGGAAGAGAUGCUGAAGCUGCUUCGCCUGGCGGUGACGUGUGAAGAUGGAGUCUUGAGCAACGUGUUCGACAAGCAGUUCUCAGAGCUUGUGAAGGAGCACGCGAAGCCUAAGAAGACCAAGAAAUAAGUGUGUCAUUGACUUCAUAUUCAAUCCUGUACGUCGGAUGUUUCCCGGAGGCAAUCAUCAUCUUUCAUUUUGCGGGCGCGCAGUCGUUGAUAGCAGGCCUGUCCAAGGAGGCGCAGGGGUUUUGUCGGUGUCGUGUGUGUGUGUGUGUGUGUGUGUGUGUGUGUGUGUGUGUGUGUGUGUGCGUGUGCUCGUUGAAAGCUGGCUGGUUGGAAGCGAAAUGAUAUAGAAUAGGAUGAACGAAACUGCGGACAUGCUUUAAGUGCUUAUGUUUGGCGGUUCUAUGUCAGGGUCUUGUGGGUGUUAUCAGGAGAGGAAGGAAAGUCGAACGGUACACGUCGAUGAAGGAAAGUCGAACGGUACACGUCGAUGAAGGAAAGUCGAACGGUACACGUCGAUGAUGAUCUGUUCUUCUGAUGGUUCGAAGCUGAAUAGGCUAUAUUUCGGCAUAAGAUUAUUUUUAGCGGUGUGAUAUCGUGCAGGUUGUGUGCUCGAUCCAUGUUGAGGUUAUCGUGCAGGUUGUGUGAGCCAUCCACGUUGAGGUAACCGUCAACAGAAAGCCUGAGAAAGGAAUGAUCAGCAUCUUUGGCCGUGCGAUGUCGAAGUUUGCUAGCUGAGGGGUCGUUACGGGAGGAAGAAUUCAAUGCUGAAGUACGCGUUCGUGCACUUUUUGUUGGUUUUUUCGUCGAGAGCGCUCGGAUACCAUUUUUCUUGAGCUGUUGCCACGUCGUCCGCUUAUUUGCGCCGAACAACGGUCGGCGACGAUGUUCGGCUUCCUUUGGACUAUGGUGGUGCUCAGUUCGCACUCGGAGAGCUCACAAUGUCGGUGGAAGGGUGCAGGUUAUUCCGCCGUCCCGCUCGUAGACAGCUACUGUGCUCGGUUGUCCUGGAUGGUGUAAUAAGGGCGGAACGAGUCGUCUUGCCGUGCGAUCUCACCCCCUGAUGAAGACUUACGCUUGCGAGUCGGUCGAAAGACUGCGUCGGGUUGCAUCGCCAGUUUGUCUUGUUUUUCCUUGAACAUGUCUUUCGCGCCGUGAUUGCGCUGCGGGGAACUCUUUCGUCUCUGUCUGUUCCUGGCUUUCUUCUGGUCUAAAUCCACUUGCACACAACAGACGUGUAUCGUGCGUUUGCUUUGCUUGCUGGUGCCUUGACGGUUCAACUAUGACUGAGUCGUACUAGCGAGGUCUUGAUAACUGUGGUUCGGUUUGAAGGGUUAGGCUGUCGGUGAUAAUAAUGUGUCGAUGCAUUCCGUGUUUGGCCUGAACAGCGUUUCCUGUCGUCCCUAACUAUGUAACCUGGUUCCUCAAAUCC
Messenger RNA from Chara braunii, 3633 nucleotides. NCBI's taxonomy places the organism in Eukaryota, Viridiplantae, Streptophyta, Charophyceae, Charales, Characeae. The record is from the annotation of a GenBank genome assembly.